Messenger RNA from Trematomus bernacchii (emerald rockcod), 1456 nucleotides. RefSeq names its product 5-hydroxytryptamine receptor 7-like. The transcript has 3 exons. Gene Ontology annotation, molecular function: G protein-coupled serotonin receptor activity. Gene Ontology annotation, cellular component: membrane. Gene Ontology annotation, biological process: vasoconstriction; adenylate cyclase-activating adrenergic receptor signaling pathway; chemical synaptic transmission. The coding region runs from base 1 to 1449 and encodes 482 amino acids. The record is from RefSeq and is a predicted model, not a curated record. Lineage: Eukaryota; Metazoa; Chordata; Actinopteri; Perciformes; Nototheniidae.
AUGGUGGUUGUGGGUGCAAGUAACGGCAGCUUCGGCAACAUGAGGUCGUCCUUCAUGAUAGAAGACCGGACAGGAGGAGCUGGAGAUCCCGGAGGAAACACGAUGGUCUCCGAGGGUCUGGGGCCGCGGCUGCUGAAGAUUGCGCAAGGCGCGGCAGAAGCGGCAGCGGCAGCAGCGGCAGGAGCGGCAGCAACGACGUCUCCAUCCACCUCCAGUCAGCCGCAGGUGAUGGAGAUAAACGGCACGCGGUGCGGGGAGCAGAUUCUGGCCUACGGUCAGUUUGAGAAGGUGCUGAUCGGCGCGGUGCUCACCAUGCUGACGCUGAGCACCAUUUGCGGGAACAUGUUGGUGGUGAUCUCCGUUUGUUUCGUGAAAAAGCUCCGGCAGCCCUCCAACUAUCUGAUCGUUUCUCUGGCUGUGGCGGACAUGUCGGUGGCUCUGGCCGUCAUGCCGUUCGUCAGCAUCACAGAUCUGAUCGGGGGUCAGUGGAUCUUCGGGCAGUUCUUCUGUAACGUGUUCAUCGCCAUGGAUGUGAUGUGCUGCACCGCGUCCAUCAUGAGUCUGUGCGUAAUCAGCAUCGACAGGUAUCUUGGCAUCACCAAACCUCUCACGUAUCCAGUGCGUCAGACCGGCUGCUGCAUGGCUAAGAUGGUUCUGUCUGUGUGGCUGCUCUCCGCCUCCAUCACCCUCCCUCCUCUCUUCGGCUGGGCGCAGAACGUAAACGACGGACGGGUCUGUCUCAUCAGUCAGGACUUCGGAUACACCGUGUACUCCACGGCGGUGGCGUUCUACAUCCCAAUGUCCGUCAUGUUGAUCAUGUACAACCGGAUCUACAGAGCGGCCAAACUCAGCGCCGCCAAACACACCAUCACCUGUUUCCCCAGGCAGAGGGAGGCUAUCCGAGGGGGGAAACGAGGAAAAGACGGUCACCGCGUGGAUGAGGAAACGGGAAGCGUUGAAGCGACGGAGAACGUGGACGAAGAAGAAGAAGAGAGUUUUGAUUGUGUGGCGGCGGCGUUGAAGCUACAACGAGAAGUGGAAGAAGAGUGUAGCACACGGGUUUCUCGCCUCUUAAAAACUGGGGAUCGCAGAAAGAGGAAAAACCAGUCCAUCUUUAAGCGUGAGCAGAAAGCGGCGGCCACGUUGGGAAUCGUUGUCGGCGCUUUCACUUUCUGCUGGCUUCCUUUCUUCUUGGUUUCCACCGCGCGGCCUUUUAUCUGCGGCGUGGAGUGCAGCUGCGUCCCUCUGUGGCUGGAGAGGACGCUGCUGUGGCUCGGAUACGCAAACUCCCUCAUCAACCCCUUCAUUUACGCCUUCUUCAACCGCGACCUGAGGACCACCUACAGCAACCUCCUGCGGUGCCGCUACAGGAACAUCAACAGGAAGCUGUCGGCCGCCGGCAUGCACGAGGCUCUGAAGCUGGUGGAGAAACCGGAGGGCGACGCGUGAAGCUGCC